CUUAGCUCGCGGCGGCGAUGGAGGAAUGAACAUUCUGAUCGAUCUUCAGUCCCAAAAUUCGUUCUCCGGCAGCCAGUCUCCUUCGUUUUUGUCUGACUGCUUUCCGCUUCCGCCGAUUCAAUGCUUGGGGUUGGGAGAUCGCUUGCCGAUGUCAGCCAACGCCUCCUUCGUAACGUAGCGUUACGAUGUCAGCAAGUCCAAUGCCUUCGUGUUGGCAAUUCUGAGAUUCCGAAUCACAAGAGGCUGCAAAUUUCUCUUCAGUACAUCCAUGGAAUUGGCCGCAGUAGGGCUCAUCAGAUUCUGGUGGACUUGAGUAUUCAGAACAAGCUUACCAAGGACUUGACCGGUGUCGAACUUAAUGCACUCAAGGAGGAAGUCUCUAAGUACUUGACAGGAGGAGAUCUAAAACGAUGUGUUAGUGGUGAUGUGCAAAAGUUGAUAGACAGUCAAUGCUACAGAGGGAUCAGACACGUCGAUAUGUUGCCUUGCAGGGGACAACGCACCAAGACCAAUGCACGGACUAGGAAAGAACACACCAAGCAAUUGGGAAAAGUACCAACCUCUCGCUGAGGUUUCUUUUGGAGCACCAGAAAGUAUUCUGGAAUCACUAGGUCUCAGGAAUGGAACAUCAUUCAGAAUGAGUUCUACUGAAUACCUUGCCCUUUGACAUUGUGGCUUUGAUUUCCUAUCUUAUGCAAUAACCAUUAUGGGAGCUGAAAAGAUCAGUCUCCUGCCAAUAUCGUUUUCGGUACUGGAUCCCGGAAUAUUGAUUCGUAGACCGAGUGACGAGCCUGUUCUGUUAAAUUGCAGUGUUUUGGUUCAUUCUCUUGCUAAUAUACAUGGCUGGCGUUUGAGUUUACAGAAGAAGCCAUUCCCUGACUUGUGCAACACUUGCAUCAUUGAACAAGCUACUCUGAGUGACGAUGAUUUUUCUUCUUUAUUCUAGGACAUCGUCUGCAUUAUUGAAUAGGU
This is a messenger RNA of Linum tenue, 972 nucleotides long. The record is from the annotation of a GenBank genome assembly. Lineage: Eukaryota; Viridiplantae; Streptophyta; Magnoliopsida; Malpighiales; Linaceae.